CUUUUGCUUUUGGGGCUGAGUUUAAUAAGCGAGCGAGCGAGCAAGCGAACGCGGGGGGAAAAAGGCAGAGAAUGUCCGCCAUCUACCCUCCGCUCCUGGGCGCGCUCUCAUUCAUAGCAGCCUCUUCAUGAAUUACAGCUGAGGGGGGCGGGGGAGGGGGGUACCACACAACACCCCAGCAAACCUCCGGGCCCCCAGGCAUGGCUAGCUCGCCGCCGCCGCCGCCGCCGGGAGCCGCGGGCACAGUCCGGGGACGCGGCGAGCAGCCUCGGCGGCCGCUACGAUGUGUGCCGUGCAGGUGAAGCUGGAGCUGGGGCACCGCGCCCAGGUGAGGAAAAAACCCACCGUGGAGGGCUUCACCCACGACUGGAUGGUGUUCGUGCGCGGCCCGGAGCACAGUAACAUACAGCACUUUGUGGAGAAAGUCGUCUUCCACUUGCACGAAAGCUUUCCUAGGCCAAAAAGAGUGUGCAAAGAUCCACCUUACAAAGUAGAAGAAUCUGGGUAUGCUGGUUUCAUUUUGCCAAUUGAGGUUUAUUUUAAAAACAAGGAAGAACCUAAGAAAGUCCGCUUUGAUUAUGACUUAUUCCUGCAUCUUGAAGGCCAUCCACCAGUGAAUCACCUCCGCUGUGAAAAGCUAACUUUCAACAACCCCACAGAGGAGUUUAGAAGAAAGUUGCUGAAGGCAGGCGGGGACCCGAACAGGAGCAUUCAUACCAGCAGCAGCAGCAGCAGCAGCAGCUGUAGCAGCAGCAGCAGCAGCAGCAGCAGCAGUAGCAGCAGCAGCAGCUGUAGCAGCAGCAGCAGCAGCAGCAGCAGCAGUAGCAGCAGCAGCAGCAGCAGCACCAGUUUUUCAAAGCCUCACAAGUUAAUGAAGGAGCACAAGGAAAAACCUUCUAAAGACUCCAGAGAACAUAAAAGUGCCUUCAAAGAACCUUCCAGGGAUCACAACAAAUCUUCCAAAGAAUCCUCUAAGAAACCCAAAGAAAAUAAACCACUGAAAGAAGAAAAAAUAGUUCCUAAGAUGGCCUUCAAGGAACCGAAACCCAUGUCAAAAGAGCCAAAACCAGACAGUAACUUACUCACGAUCACCAGUGGGCAGCAAGACAAGAAGGCUCCUAGUAAAAGGCCCCCCAUUGCAGAUUCCGAAGAACUCUCAGCCAAAAAAAGGAAAAAGAGUAGCUCAGAGGCUUUAUUUAAAAGUUUUUCUAGCGCGCCACCGCUGAUACUCACUUGUUCUGCUGACAAAAAACAGAUAAAAGAUAAAUCUCAUGUCAAGAUGGGAAAGGUCAAAAUCGAAAGUGAGACAUCAGAGAAGAAGAAAUCGACUCUGCCACCGUUUGAUGAUAUCGUGGAUCCCAACGAUUCCGACGUGGAGGAGAACAUGUCCUCCAAAUCUGACUCUGAACAGCCCAGUCCUGCCAGUUCCAGCUCCAGUUCCAGCUCCAGCUUCACACCAUCCCAGACAAGGCAACAAGGUCCUUUAAGGUCAAUAAUGAAAGAUCUACAUUCGGAUGACAAUGAGGAGGAAUCAGAUGAGGCAGAGGAUAAUGACAAUGACUCCGAGAUGGAGAGACCUGUAAAUAGAGGAGGCAGCCGAAGCCGCAGAGUUAGCUUAAGUGACGGUAGCGACAGUGAAAGCAGUUCGGCUUCUUCACCCCUACAUCACGAACCCCCGCCACCCUUAUUAAAAACCAACAACAACCAGAUUCUUGAAGUGAAAAGUCCAAUAAAGCAAAGCAAAUCAGAUAAGCAAAUAAAGAACGGGGAAUGUGACAAGGCCUACCUAGAUGAACUGGUCGAGCUCCACAGGAGGUUAAUGACGCUGAGGGAAAGACACAUUCUGCAGCAGAUCGUGAACCUUAUAGAAGAAACUGGACACUUUCAUAUCACAAACACGACAUUUGAUUUUGACCUUUGCUCGCUGGACAAAACCACAGUCCGUAAACUACAGAGUUACCUGGAAACAUCUGGAACAUCCUGAGGAUACAACAACUGGAUGCAUCAAAAACUAUUGUUUUGUUUUGUUUUUUUUUUUGGUUGUGAUUUUUUUUUUUGUUUGUUUAUAUGAAAACACUCAGAAUGAUGCAACCAAAAGGGAAAAAAUAAAAAUCAAACAACCUUCAGCUUUAUUUUUCUUUAAAGCCAGUCAUCAUCUCUUGAUAAAGGAGAGGUUAAGCAAACCAGCCUCAGCGGACCACUCUUCUCUCCAAGGAAAUCCCCGGGAAGAGUUAGCCUGGAUAGCCUUGAAAAUAAAUCAAACACAACACAAGAAAACUUAAAGAAUGUGUAUGGUAUCAUGUAUCUCUCUCUGUGGCGGUUCAUUCCACAGGACGAAUGCAUAUUCAACACACUGCCUUAUUACAUAACUGAUCUAUUUAUUAUCGCAUACAGAUAUUCUAAAGUCGUUGAGGGAAUGACACCACAAGACAUUAUAAGUACUUGUACUUGGUCCCAUGGAUGCUCUUUCAAUGCAGCGCCCUUGCCAUCCCAAGCCCAGUGACCUUACUUGUACACCGUGCCACUCUCCACCAACUUUUCCAAGUCCUUUUACUCGUUGCAGUCCGCAUUUGCCACCUUUUGUUUUUCCAGUUCCAGGACACAAAUGAUCAACUGGGGGGACCAAAUUGCCACCCUGAUUUUCUUCUUUGUGGUCUUUCUUCUGAGAGUUGGGGCCCAGCCCUUGGCUGUAUCCAUAUAAUGAUCUUGGACCAUGGUAGAAAAUGCACCAAAUAGGAUCAUAUGAAUUGUUGUCUAGCCUUAGUCAAUAAACCUGUAGGACUUUUAACCAAGUGUACCUGUAAACGUCCUGCAUCCAGCAUUGUUGAGCUGUCUUCAACAUUCUUGUGUCUGUUUUACUGUUCUAAUACUAGAUAAAUAUGGAAGUAAAAGCAUUCCACAGGAUCAUCGUUUAAAAAAAAAAAAAAGGAAUUCUGGUUCUGUUUUCUAAAGAAAUGUUGUAGAAAUUCUUAAUUUGGAUCUAUUUAUUAGAGUUUCAGCUUUCUUCGGCUGCCAGUAUGUUCUCCAUCUUUACCAUAAAACCUGGAAUAAGAGAUUUUUGUUCCUGUAUGAUCCUCUUAGACUCUUUUAUAUUUGGAAAAUGAAAAUCUUUCUUUGGGGGAAGAUUCUUGGUUAUUCUGCCAUAACAGAUUAUGUAUUAACUUGUAGAUUCAGUGGUUCGAUCCUGUUUAGUCACUUGCUUAUGUUUCCAGAAGGAUUUCUUGUAUUGGUGAAAAUAAAGAUGGCUGGGGAGGGGGGGGAUAUUUUUGUUCUUGAUGUACCCUGUUUUAAAACUAGAAAUCUGUCCUGUGGCAUGCAAAAGAAAGCGAAUUAUUUUUAAAAGAAAAAAAAAAAAACCCCGAAGUA
Molecule: messenger RNA, 3366 nt
Organism: Lynx canadensis (Canada lynx)
Lineage: Eukaryota; Metazoa; Chordata; Mammalia; Carnivora; Felidae
Gene: MLLT3
Product: MLLT3 super elongation complex subunit
Exons: 12
Coding region: 284-1984 (566 amino acids)
Biological process (GO): regulation of DNA-templated transcription
Cellular component (GO): super elongation complex
Source: RefSeq, a predicted model, not a curated record